AGCAAUUUCUGUGACAGUUGACAGUGUAUCGUUGGAGUUACUUUACGUGUCAUUCCACAGCGGUGUUUCUUCAGUCACCUGCGAAAUAUUGACGAAAACCAAAAUUUAGCAACAAAAGUCAAUUAACUAAAAUGCAUUCGGUGCUUCAGCGCGGCAACGCGCUUUUUGCGUACGCCCUUAGUGUAUUAGCGUGCCUCACAUUUGCCUGCUUUGUCUCCACAGUGUUUUUAAAUUACCGCACUCAAGCAGAUAUGAAAACCGUAACAGUAGUCGUUAAGAAUGUACCAGAUUACAGUGCAUCUAGGGAGAAGAAUGACUUAGGCUUCCUCACAUUUGAUCUACACACAGAUCUCACUCACCUAUUCAACUGGAAUGUAAAGCAGUUGUUUCUCUAUCUUACUGCUGAGUAUGAAACAGCAUCUAACAAGUUAAAUCAGGUUGUGUUGUGGGAUAAGAUUAUUUUGAGGGGAGAAAAUGCCGUUUUAGACUUCAAGAAUGCAAAUACCAAGUAUUAUUUCUGGGAUGAUGGCAAUGGCUUGAAAAACAACAAAAACAUCACCCUCACUUUGUCAUGGAACAUUAUUCCAAAUGCAGGAUUUCUGCCAAAUAUUUUCUCACAUGGAUCACAUUCCUUCAAGUUCCCAACUGACUACACCAAUUCUAGGAUGUGAUAUUCAAUUACAUAUGUGAAAGGUUUUGUUUGAGUAUUUAAUAAAAAUUGAUACUAAUUAA
Dalotia coriaria is the source of this 732-nucleotide messenger RNA. RefSeq names its product Signal peptidase complex subunit Spase22-23 (gene Spase22-23). The transcript is spliced from 4 exons. Gene Ontology annotation, biological process: protein targeting to ER. Bases 132 to 671 code for a protein of 179 amino acids. The record is from RefSeq and is a predicted model, not a curated record. Gene Ontology annotation, cellular component: signal peptidase complex; membrane. NCBI's taxonomy places the organism in Eukaryota, Metazoa, Arthropoda, Insecta, Coleoptera, Staphylinidae.